AUGUCAUAUCCCAUUGAUAAUUUGAUGGAUAUAUCAUUUCCUGAAGAAUUGUUCCCACAAUCUACUUUUAGUCGUUCUUUAUUAGACAUUGUUUCUUAUGAUUUAACCGAAGAUGAAUUGAAAAAAAAUGAACUGGAAGAAAAUCAUCAAACCAAUGUUACAACAUCAAUAUCAAUAAAUCCAAAUCCAUCAUCAUUAUCUUCAUCAUCAUCAUUAUCAUCAUCUUCAUCUUCUUCAUGUUGUUGUUCUUCAUCAUCAUUAUCAUUUCAAAAUGAAUUGAUACAUUUAUUACAUGAAUAUUCCGAGAAUACAACCACCAUUUCCCCUUCUAGUGCAACAGUAUCUCCCAAAACUUAUAUGAAUGGAUAUAUAAAGUUUGUCAUGGAAUCAGCAAAUAAUUCAUUAGAACCAAUUGAUACUAUUGAUACAACCACUGAACUUACUCAUGAAGAAGUUAUUGAACUUUUCGAAGAAGCAUGUAAAGAAAUUGAUGAAUGGAAACCUGAUGAACAAAAUGACAAUUCUAAUGGUAGCAAUAACAACAACAACAAUAAUAAUAAUAAUAAUAAUGAUCAAAUUCUUAUGAAUGAUAUUACCAAUUCUAAUUCUAAUUGUGUCAACAACGAUAAUAGCAACAACAACAAUAACAAUGUCAAUAGUGAAAAUAUUGUUCUGAUACUUCCUCAAUCUUCUUCAACUCUUGAUCCAUGGAACACAAUUGAUUUCACAUCAAAAUUCUCAGUAUCCCAUGUGACUGAAAACCGAUCAUGUUCGGUUGAUUCAACAAAAUCAGAUGUACAACUGCAAUUAUCUUUAAAUUAUCCUUUGAAAAACCUAUCCAAUUCCAAUUCCAAUUCCAAUUCCAAUUCCAAUUUAAAUUCUAAUUUAAAUUCUAAUUUAAAUUCCAAUUUAAAUUCUAAUUUAAACUCACCAAUUGAUAUUAGCGGUGGUAGUGGUAGUGGUAAUGUUAGUGGUAAUGUUAGCCUCAAUAGUAGUAAAACAUCUUCACCUCGGAAACGGAAACUUGAUAACAAAAAUUUCUAUAAAGUAUCAAAAAUAGAUUUUUCCAAAUUAGAUAUUAUUUCUAUUCCUGAUUAUGAAUAUUCAUCACAAUUAUCAAAUCAUUCAUUUCGAGUACCUAAUGCUUAUCAAUGUUUAGUAUUGGAAGAAAAAUUAAUUGAACCCAUUAAUAAUUCUUUUACUUGUCAAGUUCAAAGAACUUUAUAUACUAGAGAUGGAUUAGAUAAAUUAGCUGGAAUUUAUUUCCAAGGAAAUUAUGAAAUUUCUAUUAAUCCUAAUUUUAAAAAAACUUCUUAUGAAGCUCAAUAUAUUUUAACUAAAUUAGAUAAAUCAAGAAAACCUGAUAAUACUACUAGAGCUGGAUUAUGUCCUUAUUGUGAAACCAUUGAAUUUUUUGGACUUAAAAAUUCUUCAUAUGGUAAUCAUUUAGCUUAUAAACAUGGGAUUUUAACUAAUGGAUGUUCAGUACCUGAUCCUAAAUAUUAUGGGAAAUAUAAAUUUAAAAAGGGAGAAUAUGAUGAACCAGAAAAGAAAAAAAGAAGAACUAAUGCUCAUAUAUUAGAAAGAGAAGGAGUAUUAUGUACAAAUUGUUGGCAAAUUCUUGAAGUAAAUUGUACUUCAAGAAGUUCAGUUUUGGGUCAUUAUCUUCGUCAUUAUCGAGAUUCUCAUGUUGGUAAUAAAAAAGAAAUUAAAAUUGAUGAUGAAGAUCCUUUAGCAGGAUUUGAUCCAAUUGUAUUUGAAUUCACCAAUAAAUGGAAAUUAUAA
Messenger RNA from Candida dubliniensis CD36, 1785 nucleotides. RefSeq lists its product as uncharacterized. The coding region runs from base 1 to 1785 and encodes 594 amino acids. The transcript has a single exon. Lineage: Eukaryota; Fungi; Ascomycota; Pichiomycetes; Serinales; Debaryomycetaceae. The record is from RefSeq and is a predicted model, not a curated record.